AUGCAGCAGGUAGUAAAGACGAUGAAUAGGCACUGUGCGCUGCCCUAGUCCUCUCGCCGUUCUUGUUUCAAUAUAUUGAGUGGAUGAUCCAAGGGAAGAACGGGCUAUGUGUCGUGCAUUUGAUUCUGUGUUUUUUUUCUAUGAUGCGUGCUUGGAUUUGGUACGGGGGAUGGCUUGCGGUGGCAACGUGGCGGUUUCUAGGGUUCGGGUUCGGAGAUGGAGGUAACGUGGGAGGACCAGCUGAACAUCAACAAGUUCAGCAGGCUGAAUAACCGCUUUCAUGAGCUCCAAGAAGAGAUAAAGAUUGCGAAGGUACUGUACUCUAUCAUCGGGAAUGCUAAAUUUAGGCAUACCUUCGAACACGGCUAUUUGGUGUUUUAUUAUUUAAGCUCCGUCGGUAUUAAGUUCGUGAUUAGCGAUGGUUAUUUGAGCUGUGGUAGAUUCAUUCCCCGAUCAAGAGCGUGGUGCGCUUAAGCCGAGAAAAAUCCUCGCCGAUGUCUUUCUCCGGAAUAGAGCCUGGAGUGAGGACAGCCUUUGCCGUUCAUAGGGGAGACAUCUCAGAAGUUUAACCUUGUUCAAGGAGGCUCUGUGGACUGUAUUUUUCUCAAUAAUUCAGUUAUGGUUGCUAAAUAGGGAAGUCCCUCCCAAGAAACUAUGGGAUUCUUUUGACCACUAAUGUUUUAGUACAGUGGAAAAGGGUUGUGUAUGAGUACACACUUUUCUACUGGAAAAUGAAUACAUAACAAAAAAAUCUUGAAACAUUUGACGGCCUAUUGAAGAUCCGUUAGCAAUCUUUUUUCCGUGGUAUUUUGUUAUUAUCCCUUAGUUUUUCUUGGAGGAAAGAUAAUAACUUGAUCCUUCAAUAAUCUGGUUUAGAUAUAACAUGAAUUUGACUUAGCAAUAGAAUCAUUGGAUCACUUCUUCAUGACUUCUUUCUAUUAUCUAACCGCUCAAUUUUGAAUCAUUUCUUCCUGGUCAACCUCUGAUUAUGUUUUAAUUUCGUCUAUUUAGAUCUCUUCCAAUAGGGCAUUCUGUUUCGUCAUGUGAAUGAUAUCAUAACAUGUACAUGAAGACAUCCUACUCUCCUGAACUUCUGUCAAUAAAUUACGAGAGCAGUAUAUCUAAUCUUCAGCAUUGAUGAGCUCAUGAUAUCUAGCAUCCUGUUUUAUACAACUGCUACCUUCGGACUUAUCCAUUUUAAUGCUCCCUUCCAGUGGAGUACCAAGGAUGUUGAAUACUCCGAUGCAAUCUAGCGUCAUUCAGAAUAAUUCACAAUAAUGACAUUGAGGGAUUAGCUUGGAUUAAAAAUAAGAAGCAAAUCCCCUUCUUACAGUCGGCUGUGAGGAUUUUUUUCCAUAUUUAGUUUUGGCUAAACAUUGUACCUUUUGUUUCCUCUUUUUACAAUAUUGGCUCAGAAAGGGAACCAAAAAUAUGCUGGGUGAUCAAAAGAAAGUUAACAUGCAUAUCACAAGAGGAUAGUAACAGCUUGCAGCCUUAAUCAGCUUGUACGAAAACGAAGAACGUCCCUAUAGUCAACUACUGCAGACCUGGAAGUGAAUGUAAUGCAAUUGAAAUGGUUUUUUUGGCGAGUUUCCACUUCUAGAAGAUGAGGUCCACUUUAAUUCUUCUGGUUUCAUUUCCCGAUCUUCCAAGAUGCUUUCCCCUCUUCUCGUAACAGUUUACAAACUUCACUGUUUUGAUGCCCCCAUUACAUUUCAGUGUGUGCAUAAUAUGAUUUACAUGAAUAUUCGUGUUGGUGGUCUGUUCCUGCAAUUGUUUUCAUCUUAUGAAUGUCAUCAUCCAUAUUCCAUUUAGAUCAUAUCAUUGGUCAUCACAUGGGUGCAUAUUCAAAUUAUCCUAUGAGCCUUUUUACUUCUUUGUUAUGUUAAAAUAUCACUGAAAGACCUGGUGCAGACUCAUAACUAAAAUUGUUACUAAGGUUCCGUCCACUGAGCAACAGAAGAAGUGUUCCAUUGAACUUGGUAUUCAUGAACUCUGCCCAUAUGCCUCUCUUUGUGUAAGCCUUCCUGCAAAGUUUGAGCUUGAGUGCUGAGCCAAAAUAAAUUAAAAUAAUUGGGCUAGAUUUUGUGUGUUACCUCAACUAAAGAAAACUAUCAACAUUCAGAAUUAGCAAGGCAAUCUUGUAGAUUAUUGGUUAAUUAUGUGCCCCUAAUGUUGCAAGUAAAUGAUGUUAUUCUAUUCUGGUUCAUGUCAAUCGUUUCUAGUUCAAUAAAAAAUUCUUGCAUCAGGCACGAAGAACCUAGACCAUUCAUGUGCGUUAAUGAUAUUAUGUGAAAACCUUCAAAAUCUUAGACAGAUGCACAUGUUCAAGGAACUGCAUGAGCCAAAGAAUAUCACUCUUGGCGAAUGAUAACUUGGAUGUGCGAGUCUUGUAGUUAUUUUAUUUUUCCUAACAUGAUUGCUGGACAAUGUUGUGAUAACCUAAACCAAUCAAGGCACUCAUCUCCUAUUGGCAUUAGCAACAUGUGUAAUGUUAAAUAUCUUGUGUCAUUGAGGAGGCUUCUUCUCUCAAUUUUCUUUCUUCGAACUUUGUUUUCUUUAUGAAUAAACUUUGAUCAAGGCAUUAUCAAUCAAUUGUCUUUGAUACCAGAUGAUAUUUCAUUAGAUGACACAUAUGGAUUUAUCUAGUUAUUUAAUUAAUCAGGCUUUAUUUAGAAUUGAAGGUGUGGAUCUAGGAACAAUAACAAAAAAAAGUAUCUACUUUUCACUGUCUAGGGAUUAAGCAAUAGUAGGAAAGGUUGGGCAAUUAAAACUUUGAUGAGGAUUCAUAGGAUUGAUAACUUGUGUUUGCAGAAAGCUGAAAAUACAUUUAGUGGACUUCAUUGUUUGGGUGAAGCCUCAAUCCUUUACUUCAGCAUUAGGGAGGACUAUUAAUGCUGGACUAGUAAUUGUGAAUUGAAUAGAAGCGAUCUUUAUUUGGGGCUUUUUAAUUCCGUCUGCUUGCCUUAGGUCAAGCUGACUAUGGCUAUUAUAAUACUAUGCUCCUUUGUGACUACACCCUAAAAAAACCCUACUUUGUUUAUUUCAUGUUGAUCAGGCCUGUUUGCUGGUUAUAAGGUUUAUGGUUUCAGGGAGUGAACUAUUUUCAAGGCCAUGUGCAUAGGGCAGUGUUCAGCCCCUAUUUAGGGGUUUUGUUACAGCUCUAUAUCCACAUUCCACAGGGAUCAAGUUAUUGGUGAAAUUCUGUACCAACUUCAGCGAAUGGUGUAUUUAGAAGAAAUAAAAAUCCUGUUUCCACUAAUAUUAGGUUUUUCCUUUUGGGACUGUAUCAUUCGUGUCAAACUAGGGCCUUCUUCUAGGGUACAGGUUGCCACUCGGCUUUGAGAAAAUGCUUUACCCCAAAUGCCUCUUUGUAACUCUGAGGAUUAGUAGCAUUUUGAUUCAGAAUCUCUAUCAUUGAGCUUUCAUUUGAACGUAAAUCUAUUGUCUGUUUCUAAGUCGAGUUUUACAUAAAUUCAUGAUAUCUUUUUGGAAAUAAAUUUAAAGCUAUUUCCUACUCUUACUUUCCAAAGUGGAGUGUCGAUGGAGCUUGACCCAAACAUAAGCCCUGGGAGUGGACUCCUGGCUGGACUGUUAUGGAUUGCAGGACUGGCUUCACAAGUUAUUUACCUUGAUACCAAUCGAUAGAUCCCAAAGGUGGUUUUCCUUAAUGGGUUGUUGGUAGGAAAACUCGGCUGUUCUUAAUACGCUGAGAUCCUUCAAAAAUCUGGAUUGGGGGGGAGGAUGAAAGGGCACUUUAUCCUCCUGGGCUGUUCUAGGCAGUGUUCUUGAUAUUCACUUAUUAAUUGAGAGAAUGGGGGUUCAGUAGUUAAGAGUUAGGAUUUUUGAAUGAAGUGUAAGCCCCAGAGAAUGAUUUUUAUGCGAUCUAGAUCUUAAAUAGGGAGCUUACAAUUCUUCCCUAUAAAGGUCACGAAGAUGACAAUCCGUUUUAUUUCCUUUUGCAAGAGUUCCUCUUAUGCCAUCUUUCUUCUUCUUCCCCCAUUUGCCUUGUGUUCCAGCCGAUACACAAUCAUGCCUAGCUGUUUAAUUGGCGACAUGAUGCCUAGGAGGCUGCUCUCAUGGGUGAGUGGCUGCUGGGCUGCUGUGGGGCCGCCGGGCAGAGGCUCUAGGCCUCAUAGCCAGACCCACUUUGAGAUUAACUGGUCUACUGAAUACAGACCCCUUCAUUGUAUUUGAGUAGAUGAAUAUUUUUCAAGAGAACUUCCUGGCUGAUCUUCCAUUAGAGGGCUAACCAGCAGCAAACUACCCACGCAUGUAAGCAGCAUGCGAAAUAACCUAAUUUAAUGAAUAGAAAAGAUGAAAAAGCUCAGCAAUGGUUGAUUUUCGGCCAACUUAAAAUCUUUUUUUUUUUUAAAAAGGUCCUGAACUCAUCGUCUUUCUCUCUACUUCACGCAGGAGAAGAAUGAAAAUCUGGAGGAUGCCAGCAACGAGUUGAUCCUCACUGAUGAGGAUAUUGUAAGGUUUCAGAUAGGCGAGGUGUUCGCCCACAUGCCCAAGGAAGAUGUUGAGGACAGACUAGAGAACAUGAAAGAAGAUGCCACCAAGCAACUGGAGAGACUGGAGGUGGAGAAGGAAUCCGUGGUCGCACAGAUGGCAGGUCUGAAGAAGAUCCUCUAUGGCAAGUUCAAGGAUUCCAUCAACCUGGAAGAAGACUGA
This is a messenger RNA of Spirodela intermedia, 4677 nucleotides long. The record is from the annotation of a GenBank genome assembly. Lineage: Eukaryota; Viridiplantae; Streptophyta; Magnoliopsida; Alismatales; Araceae.